GCGUUGCGGAAACGCAGUUAUCAUUCGCACCGUCUCGCGAACGGUUCACUCGGUUCUGGUUCUGGCGCGUGUUGGUCGCUUUCGACUGUCCGUACGAUCAGGAGCAAGUCGGUGCGUUACAAAGCGUUACACACAGGAGGAAACAUUCUAAUGGUUCUUAGUGCCAAAACGGUGUAGGUGCGGUAUUCCACAUCAUCUGCACCGUACUUGCCGCAUCCGCGUUGCGUGCAUAAAUGUUAGCCUACCUUUCAGGCGCAAUGUGCUAGCGAGUGAAAAGUUCCGAUCCGAUUGCGUAUCGAUCCAGCGGGUUGUGCGAACGUGCGAGAAAGCGUGCGCAAAACGGGGACCAGGCAGCGCUGGUUCUGUGGUGAAAUGCAUUUAAGUGCAAUAUAAAAAUUAAACGACAAAGUUGUUUGGUGGUCAACCAGUCUGUGUAUGUGUGUGUGAGUGCGUAAGUGUUGUGUGCGGGUUAAUGCAAUUGACAUCCGGUGUCAUUGGCAUUCCGGGCGAUUACCGUGAGCGAUAGCGUCCAGUACGUGACGGUCGUGCAGAGUGCUUGGUGCUACAUGGGUCAUAUCUACAUUUUAUGGUAAUUCCGGGAGUGUAUUUUUCCCCCCUCAUUUGUAGCUGCAUAGUGUUUUUGGUGCUUUCUUAUCAUCGUUGCGCUUGCUGACGCGCGGCUGUAAUUGCUUCCAACGAAAAUGGCGAUAGACACGAAUUGUUGCUAACUGCAGCUAAACACACACACACAUACAAAAAAGCUUUUGUCUUGCUAAAAAACGCAAAAAAAACAAACAUCCCAGCGAUCCGACCACCAUGCGAGGACGAACGAAAGUGAAACGAGCUCCGAUUCUGCGGUAAGCCACCUGCCAGGUGUCUAAUUGCGACCCAAAUCCCACCGCCCAGCAGCCAAACCAUGGAGACAGUGGUGGCCAACGCGACGGCCCUCACGUGGCCAAUGUCCUCCACCGUGCCGGCGAUGCUACUGCCGGACAGUUCGUACGCAAGCUUUCCGACCGGUGGCGUCACCAUGUCGCUGGAUGUGCUGCUCGGGCUCGGUCUGUUCGAUGCGAACGGGACCGGCACCGAGAACGCAACCGGCGACCCGCUGGAGCCGCCCCAUCCGUGCGAUCCAUCGAGCGACCAGUUCGAUUGCUCCGUGGACGAGUUCCUGGUGUACGCCCGGGGUCCACAGCGGAUGCCGCUGUUCACCGCCAUACUGGUCACAGUUCUGUUUGUCGGUAUCCUGGUGACCGGUGUGAUUGGAAACUUGAUUGUGUGCCUCGUAAUCGUUCGCCAUCCAUCGAUGCGUACCGCCACCAACUACUAUUUGUUCAGUCUGGCCGUUUCUGAUCUCAUAUUUCUGCUGCUCGGGCUCCCGUACGAGAUCAGCCUCUACUGGCACCAGUAUCCGUACAAUCUCGGUCUGCCCUUCUGCAAAAUUCGCGCACUCAUCUCGGAAGCUUCCACCUACGUCUCGGUGCUGACCAUCGUCGCCUUCUCGAUGGAGCGCUUUCUUGCCAUCUGCCACCCGCUGCACCUGUACACCAUGUCGGGGCUGCAGCGGCCGGUGCGCAUCAUCGCCGGCCUGUGGGUCGUCAGCUUGCUGAGUGCGGUCCCGUUCGCCGUCUUCACCGACAUCGAUUACAUCGCUUAUCCGCCAACGAACGAGAAAAUCCUCGACUCAGCGUUCUGCGCCAUGCUCAGCAAUCCGGAGGGAUUUCCACUGUGGGAGCUGUCGACCUGUCUGUUCUUUGCCUUUCCAAUGCUCAUCAUGGUGGUGCUGUACGGGCGCAUGGGAAUGCAGAUACGAUCCCGCACUCAGCGGACGGCCGAACUCGGCGUUCGCAACGGAUCAGUUAAUGGACCAUCGAGGAUAUCACAGUCACGGAAAGCCAUCAUCCGGAUGCUGGCUGCCGUCGUGAUAACGUUCUUCGUCUGCUGGGCGCCCUUCCAUGCACAGCGGCUACUGUUUCUGUACGCGCGCGACUGGCAACACUUCAACACGGUCAACACGUGGCUGUUCUCCGUGGCCGGCUGGCUGUACUACGUUUCCUGCACCAUCAACCCGAUACUGUACAAUGUGAUGUCACACCGGUACCGGGUCGCAUUUCGGGAAACACUCUGCGGACGACGGCGCGGCUUUGGUGCCGGUUUCGCUCGCGAUCAGUCCAGCUUCCGGGAGACGACGAUCGACGUGAAUACGGCGGGCGGCGGCAACGGGUACGGCACGGGCUACGAAAGCUCCCGACUGCUACGUGCACGGUCGAUGAUGCAAUCGAAACGAUCCCGAUUCCGGGGCACACUGCACGCGAACAACAGUAUACGCUACAGUGACAACUGCAUUCGCAGAAAUUCCCUACAGAUUGGCAACAUGCCCAGCAGCCGGAACUCGCUGUCGCCCAACCUCACCACCGACGUGGUGGUGAUGCUGGAGAACAAUCUCAACGGGCGGCCCCGGUGCUACACGACGUCCGCCACGACGCUCGCCACGAACGUGGUGUCCAGCAACUCGACGGUGACGGAGAACAGCUUCAAGAUACCGCUGAUCAGCAUUGACAGGCCGGACCGGUACGGUCCACCGCCACCGACCAGUCCCAGUCCGAGCGGGGACAGCUGCAUCAGUAUGGAGCAGGCGACGAACGCACUGUCGAACGGUGGUGGUGGUGGUGGCAAUAUCACGCAACAAAGUAAUGUUAAUGUUAAUAAUAAUAAUAAUAGUACGGUUUGCAACAAUAGAAACUAUGAGAGUGCGACCGUUUUCCCUGCCCCGACGCCGGACGGCGAACCGUCUCCAUCGUCCCCGCUGCUCGUGCUGCCAGCCAUUUCGAUAGUGCUGCAGGAGGACCACCACAACGAAGCAAGUGCUACCACCGAACCGAACCAGCCGGGUGACCCAUCGCACCGGGAGACAAGCCCGCCCGACCAGGCUGGGGCCACCCCGCCAACGUUCCACUAUCAGCCGAACCUGCUGGUGCAGCAGCGGUGCGGCGAGAUGGAGGAAGCGGUCGUGCUGCUGACGGAGACGAAGCGUGAAACGUGCAUUUAACAGUACUGCAGCUAGCAGGGCACAGUGAGCCGACACUGGGAGGACUGUAGGGCGCAAAAAGGGAGAGGAAGAGAGGGUUGAAACGCGGCGUUGAAGGUGUGCGCGCAAGUAGUUGGUGUCGCAGUCUCCUUCCCCGAAACACGUGUCACCGGCAAACACCCAAAGAAAGUAGACAAGAAACGGUCAUGGCGACGAGAGUUUAGAUUUGUAAAGAAGAAAAAAAAAAAGAAAUACACUCACAAGAAAGUGAUGGUACACCACGUUCUACCGUAGUACGUACGGAGAAACCAAUCGAUCGAAGCAAAGGUAGCGCGUGGCUAACGAAGCCAGAAGCGGGACAGGGAAUCCGUGUGAUCGAUGUGCAGAAAAUCCUUCCCCCAUUUGCCCGACGUACAACAAUGUGAUGAUGAGCUUACUAUAGAGAAAUAUCCUGUAGCUGUCUUCUGAUUUAUUUUUCUUCUUUUUUUUUUUUUUGAAUCUAAUCUUCCCAAGACGUUGAUGAAUAAGGGUAACAGUUCUCGGUUUAACCGGAAGCACCGGGUGUAAGGAGGGAUAAUAAAAAACUAGCCAAACAGAGUGUGUAUAAAGUGAAGUGUUACAUUAGGAUAUAAUAAAGUAGCGAAUAGAGAGAGGGACAGAGAGAGAGAGAGAGAGAGAGAGAGAGAGAAAGAAAAAAGGAGAGAGAGAGAGAUAAUGUAGGUGAAAAUAAAAGAGGAAACCCCCAUGGAAAUGUUACGAGUGAUGGAAACGAAUGGUACAAAAUGCAGUUAAUAUCCAUUUAAAACACACACACACAAAACAACUAAUCUUUAACAGAAACGAAGUGUUAGUGUCUCACCCACCUGUCGAGAUCAUUUGCUUUAAGAGAUGGAUUUAAUGUGAGUCUUUAACACACAAACUAUUAGUGCAUUUUUCGAUUAGAAUUUUGGUUAAUUUCAUCCGCUUUUGUGGCCGCAAAAGCAAUGAACCAAAAACACAUAGACACCCACAGUUCCCGUGUUGUUUUCCACUUCCGGUUCGGUUGUGACGCACACGGUGCCUGUAUUGUAUUGUGAGCGCAGUUCCACCUUCCCACCAGCAUUGGAGAUAAGUGGACCGUUAGUGGACAAACAGCGAUAAGAAGCAGGCACAGUGGAGGGAAGAGGAUUAGCGGCUUUAAAUGAUGACGGACCGGGCAGAGGGGAUGAGGGCUGAGCGCACGUUGCUGCGGAUGUGGAUUCAAACAAUUCCGGAAGUACAUGCUCUCUCUCUCUCCUUCUCGGAAAGAACAAAGCAAAACGAACACAAAAUCCCCCCACAGAAUUCGGUCGAAACGAGGGUGAAGCAACGAGAGAGCAAAAAACUGAACACACCUACAUAAUACACUCCCAGGAACACUUACACAUUUAAACAAACACACGCAAUCCAGAACGGGUACAGAGAUCUUCGAAGGAUAUGUUUGUUGUAAUAUGAGAAGAAGAUAAAUAAAAAGUUUAAGAUGAUUGUAAA
Messenger RNA from Anopheles gambiae (African malaria mosquito), 4537 nucleotides. Its product is annotated as neuropeptides capa receptor. The coding region runs from base 917 to 3049 and encodes 710 amino acids. The record is from RefSeq and is a predicted model, not a curated record. Gene Ontology annotation, biological process: neuropeptide signaling pathway. Gene Ontology annotation, molecular function: neuromedin U receptor activity. NCBI's taxonomy places the organism in Eukaryota, Metazoa, Arthropoda, Insecta, Diptera, Culicidae. Gene Ontology annotation, cellular component: plasma membrane. The transcript is spliced from 10 exons.